AUGGACGAUCCGCGCAACUUUCAAACUACCGGGCGAAAUUCGAAGUCGACGGCGUCGUCGUGUUCUGCCCUGGCAAUGGAGGUUAAAAGGAAGAAGAUACGACAGAGCACCGUAUUUCUGCACACAGAGGAAACCAACAUCCAGGAAAAGUUGGACUUUGAGAUGCGGAUGCGUGACGGCGCCUACAAGCUUUUGCUCGCCAGCAGUAAGAGAGAGCAGGUUCUCAGUGCCUCCAAAAACCUGCUGACUUGCAACAUCAGGAUCAAAGCUUACCUCAGCCAGCUCCGGAAGAAAGAGGAGCAGGAUAUGAUGGGAGCAGCCCAGAGACUUUCAGAUCCUGCUUCAGAAGGCCGCAUGCCCUGCACUGGGAAAGUUGGAAUUUCUGGGCUUCGUAUUCCGUUGCUGUGGAAGGAUUCAGACUACUUCAACAACAAAGGCAGUUCUCGUCGGGUGGCGGUCUUCUGUCUGAUGCGAAUUGGCUCACAGGUAUUUGACACGGAGAUGGUGGUAGUGGACCGAUCAGCCACUGACGUGUUCUUUGAGGGAGUCACUGUGUUCAGUGACGCAGUUCCCCAGUUUGAAGUGAGGGUGGAGCUGUGGAGCUGUGCUAUGGAGGAAGAGCUGACGCUGGUCAACACACCAAAAAAGCUUGCUAAGAAGCUGCUCGGCUCCUUUGGCAAGGCCUCCGGCAGGAAAGACUGCUCUCUGCUGGACACUCCGGACCCUGACAUAUUCCUCCAGUCAAACCCAAUACCCUCUGGAGCCAAGUACAGUUUACUGGCCUAUACCACACUAUGUCUGUCCCAGGUUGAAGACAGCUUCCAGUCCCACUCCCUCAUUGUCCUCCAAGAUGCUGAAUGGUCCUCAUGGCUGCCGCUGUAUGGAAACCUCUGUUGCCGAUUGGUGGCACAGCCGGCCUGUAUGACCCAGCACGUGAUGACUGGCUACCUGAGCCAGCAGCAAAACGUGGAUGGGCUACACAGCUGCUGCAAUCUGUUCUGCGUGCUCAGUGCGGGCUCCCUGUCCUGCUACUUCACCCCCGAAGAAAUCGCUGCCAAAGUGGAGCCCACACUUCAUUUACCUAUCAAUAAGGAUACGCGUAUUCGUGUGAUCAAGAAGGACUCAGCAGGCCGAAAGUCCAGCGUUCUGUCCAUCAUCAACCCUUCAUCAGCAGGACCUCAGACCAUUGUCUUCAAAACAGACACCAGGGAGGAGCUGGAGGACUGGAUGGACGCCUUCCACCAACACAUUUAUGAUCAGGGCCAAUGGCUACAAUGCAGUGACCAGCUAAUGAAGAUCGAAGUUGCAUCUCCACGGAAACCACCACUCUUCCUUACAAAGCAGGCCAACUCUGUUUACAAUGACCUCAGUAUAAAUUCUCCAGGCAAGUUUGAGAGCAUCACAGACAUCAUUCACAGUAAGAUUGAGGAGACAGACGGCCAAUUUCUCAUUGGUCAGGAGGAGGAGAGGGAGGCACCUAAUUGGUCCACUUUGUUCGAUGGAUCACAUCCAAUGGUAGUCCAAAAGAGUUUUGUGUCUCCAAACAAAAGUUCCAUCUCUUGUUCAAGUCCCAACCCCAACACAAGCUCUGUAUCCAUCGGCAACAAGAAGCGCCGUGCACCUCCCCCUCCCUGUGAUAGACAGCCUUAUGCCUCUUCAAGUCAGCCAGUCAGACCACCCCUCCCUGUAUCUGUGUGCCCUUCUGCUCUCUUAAACCAAGAGAAAGAGAACACUGGCACUUUCAUUUCGCGUCCAGCCAUGAAGCCCAAAACUGGAAGGCCAUCUUUGGAUGCCAAAUUCUCUGCCAUUAUCCAGCAGCUUCAGAGGAACAACGCUGGAGGAGCAGGGCCUCUGAGGCGAAAAAAUGCCCCACUGGGGCAACUUGAUGUGCAGCCACAUGGUCAGCCUCAGCUCACCCACCAUGAGAUGGAGUUCAAGAACCAGCACGCCGAACCCCCUGAGGCAACAGUCCAACCUGCGCAUGAAAGGCUUGGUCCUAGCCUCAGUCUUGGUCCAGUCCCAGCGCCAAGGAGCAAACUGAGGAAGUCCUUCAGAGAGAAGAUCAACCCUAAAGCUUGGUGA
This is a messenger RNA of Lampris incognitus (smalleye Pacific opah), 2082 nucleotides long. RefSeq names its product rhotekin 2 (gene rtkn2). The record is from RefSeq and is a predicted model, not a curated record. Gene Ontology annotation, biological process: positive regulation of cell population proliferation; hemopoiesis; signal transduction. Bases 1 to 2082 code for a protein of 693 amino acids. The transcript is spliced from 12 exons. NCBI's taxonomy places the organism in Eukaryota, Metazoa, Chordata, Actinopteri, Lampriformes, Lampridae.